UUAACUACAGGAUGAUCCCAUCCAAACUGCUUUCUGAUAGUAACCGCUUACAGAGAAUCCUUUUUUGGUAGCUGCUGUCUUGUUCUACAGACAAGCUGGAGCCAAAGCCAUUUGGCCAAUCUCCAGAUAACCCAGAAACUUUGGGAGCAGAACCUUAAAGAGGGUUCGUGGAGAGAGCUAGGGCCACGAAGAACUCUCUCAAAGACUAUGAUCCCAUGAAGGCAGUACUGUGCCUGCUUUAUACUGCAUUCUUCAUUUAACCCUGUGCCCACACAUUAGAGAAGAGGCCAACCAAAAUGAACCAAUGGUCAAGUUAUCUGCUGGGAUGGAUGGCCCUCCUCCUCUAUUCCUAUGAGACAAGUGGAGAUAUUAAAGAGGACUGUGUCUUUCCCUUCACCUAUAAGGAAUCUGUUUACUUCACUUGCACCAAAACUAAUAGCUUCUCCCCUUGGUGUGCAACAAGGGCAGUUUAUGAUGGCAGAUGGAAGCACUGCAUGGUAGAAGAUUUCCCACGCUGUGUCUUCCCCUUCCUCUAUCGAGGAAAGUCUUAUGAAAGCUGCAUCACAGAUGGCAGCUUAUUUGGAAAGCUCUGGUGCUCAGUCACCUCCAGCUUUGAUGAGAAGCAGCAGUGGAAAUACUGUGAAGCAAAUGAAUAUGGGGGGAAUUCCUUCAGCAAGCCUUGCAUCUUCCCCUCCAUCUACAGAAAUAAUGUGAUCUCUGAGUGCAUUGAGAAUGAAAGCAACAAGCUCUGGUGCCCAACCACAGAAAACAUGGAUAAGGAUGGAAAGUGGAGCUUCUGCGCUGACACAAGAAUUUCCUCACUGGUUGCUGGCUUUCCCUGCCACUUCCCAUUCAACUAUAAAAACAAGAAUUAUUUUAACUGCACUAACAAAGGAUCAAAGAAGAACCAAUUAUGGUGUGCAACUUCUUACAACUAUGAUAAGGACCACACCUGGGUGUACUGUUGAUGCAAAGGAAAGGAGGAACCUCUACAGAGGAAGACUGCCACAUAGAAGCUGGGACCUGCUUUGUCUUUUCCAUUGUUAUCGUGUAAGCUUAAAUAAUCAUCUUUAGAAAUACCUCCUCCACCAUCAUACCCAAUCACUUGGUCCUUUGCAAAGAACAGAGGGAAAAUGUGGUAUUACCACCAAUAAAAGAAUCCUAAAUUAAA
This is a messenger RNA of Tupaia belangeri chinensis (Chinese tree shrew), 1171 nucleotides long. It is a transcript of the gene ELSPBP1, whose product is annotated as epididymal sperm binding protein 1. Bases 297 to 968 code for a protein of 223 amino acids. Lineage: Eukaryota; Metazoa; Chordata; Mammalia; Scandentia; Tupaiidae. Gene Ontology annotation, molecular function: heparin binding. The record is from RefSeq and is a predicted model, not a curated record. Gene Ontology annotation, cellular component: cell surface. The transcript is spliced from 8 exons. Gene Ontology annotation, biological process: sperm capacitation.